This is a messenger RNA of Branchiostoma belcheri (Belcher's lancelet), 8392 nucleotides long. RefSeq lists its product as uncharacterized. Gene Ontology annotation, biological process: meiotic DNA double-strand break processing; resolution of meiotic recombination intermediates; interstrand cross-link repair. Lineage: Eukaryota; Metazoa; Chordata; Leptocardii; Amphioxiformes; Branchiostomatidae. Gene Ontology annotation, molecular function: enzyme binding. The record is from RefSeq and is a predicted model, not a curated record. Gene Ontology annotation, cellular component: Slx1-Slx4 complex. Bases 521 to 8392 code for a protein of 2623 amino acids. The transcript is spliced from 21 exons.
CUCAUAAGUUAUUUACGCGGAAACGUUCUUGCAGGAGUUGAUCGCAGAUUUUGUACCGACUUGUACCGCAGAAGUUUGGUUUGGAAACAGAUCGUCAUGGUCAACAUAGGCCGGCUGUAUUCCCGCAUCCGCUUCCCGCUACUCUUCACCCUCUCUCUUGGAUCUGGGUAUCUUUUCUACAGGAAUUUCUACACGUCCGUUAUUGAGGAGAGUCGGCAGAAGGAACGCGCGAGGCAACACCAGCAAAAUGUGCGCUUUCUGGAGUUGAGAGCCGAGGCAAGACAGGAGCAAGAAAGACGAAAGGCCGAAGCCAAGUAAUGUGACCAAAUCAGUUAACCAUGAACACAGUUAUGUAGUUUUGUUUCUUGUGGCAGACUUUUGCAUGCAUUUUUUUAUUUUGUGUUACUUGUCAGAUUCAAAGGAAAAAAAAAACUGUAGCCCGAGUGAACAUUAUAAUUAGCUCACAUCCUGGCUUCAAUGCUUAACCUAAUUUGAACAAUCAGUUUUUGAACUAGAAGAAAUGUCAGGCAACAGUAAAAGUGUGGUGAACAUUCAGGCAGUGAACCUAAACCCCAGCGUUGUGCUCCGAAAGCUUUCAGAUGUGGAAGUGCUGAAAAAGACGUCCCCGGCUAAAUUUCUGAAUACAGGAAAAGAGAGGGCAUUAAGCAUCAGCUCUGCUUCUGACAAAGACUUGCAAGUACGCAAAGAAGUACAUUCAAAGAGUGAUACUAGUAAGGAAAAACUGAAGAGCACUGAGGAAAAUUCUAGUAAAGCAACAACACCCAGUACAGCAACACAUGUUCCGCAAAAGAAAGUAGCAAAACCAGUCAAUGAGGCAAAAGCACAGCUCAAACCAACAGAGAGUAGAGUAACCAAAUUGAAGGAAUUAAAACAAGUGAUUGGUCAAGAAACUGCCGCAACCUCUCGUAGUACCGUAACUGAAGACCUUCUGACGCAAAUCAGCUUGUCAGCUCCAGUCAGCGAUGGGAAAAAAGUCGUCCAACCAUCAACCUCAUCUAAAGGAGUAGUAGAUCUAGAAGCGAGUUCAAAGAUGGCGUCCAUGAUGACAGAAAGUCGCAAUCUGAGCGUGGUGGUACCGAAGUUACCAGUCCACAUCAGUCCGCAAAAGUCUUACAAUAUCAACGACCCCAGCAUCACCCCAAGCAAAGUCAAACCCCGGACCCCCACAGCGAAGGAAGCACUCGCUCGCAAGAUGGUGAAGAAGGCAAAGAGUCGGGCAAACGGGAGGGGGGCAGCGGCGCUGAGUUUCAAGAGGCUCAUUGGAGACGAGGGAAAUCUGGACAAUAGCAGCGACUUUGUGGAAACGGGUAAAACUUUCCAGCCCGCUGUAAGAAAGCUACGGAGUCGCACAGUGAAGAGAACUGCCAAAGAGAAAGUGGGAAAACCCACGAGUCCAGAUGCAGCAGUCGCUAAAGAAAGGGGAACUGGUAAAACAAGCAGCAUGGCAGCUGAGGUGGAAGGCAAGGAGGGAAGAACCUGCCUGACGUGCAAACAGACCAUCUUUGGUUCACAAGAAUCCGUCAAGGAACACAUGAAGACCUGCCUGAGGCAGCGAUUCAUCUCAGACAAGCAUCCUUCAAGGCAGACCCGUCUUAGACACAUGCCUGAACCAGCAGAAGAAGACUCAAUGGAAUUAGAGGUGUCUGAUGAUGAGAGCUUUGCUCGCCACUUACAGCAGAGGGAGCAGGACAAGCUGAUGGAAGAGCAGCUUACAGAUGCAGAGUUCUACUUCUGCCAGAUUUGUGGACGGGAUUUAACCCACCUGAACGCGGUACGGAGAACGCAGCACAUCAACCGCUGUAUCGACGCCAUGGAAACGGAGAAGAAGCUGCACGCCGAGGAGAACGUAAAAGACGUUCCAGACUGUCCCAUCUGUGGCAAAGUGCUGGAAAGCAGGGCACAGAGACAGUCGCACCUGAAGCGGUGUGCUGUACAGUAUGGAGUCACCACAGUUCAGCUGCUGGACCUGGUCAAGAAACAAGAGGAAGAUGAGAUGAUUCGAAGAAAGUACCAAGCCAGGCCUCGGCUACAGCCUACACAACAAAGGGGUGUAAAGAGACACCAUGAGGGACCAGCAGGUACUGCAGGAAAGAGGCCUCGGAAACCAGCCAGGCAUGUCAUUUCUAGCAGAGGUCCACCUGGCCAAGGUGCUCCUUACAGGGACAUGGAUGAGCGGACCCAAGUUGCCAUGGCGAUGUCCAUGUCACUAGCGGAGAGUGACGACAGCAGGGAGCAGCCAACAGUCACGUCUGCACUCCCCAUGGGUGGGAAAGAAGGCAAGAGGAGGAAGAAGGGGGCAAAGACUGAUGAAGUACCAGCCCUGUUGUUGACUAGUAAAGAAGACAGGGACAGAACACUUGCAAAGAAGGUGGCUUCUAUCAUUGUACAGGGUGAACAGGAACCUGUCCCAAAGACACCAUCCAUGAGAAAAAGUAAACUGGGUAGGAAGUACCACACAGCUAGGAAGACCAUGGGGAAAGGUCCCAACACUCCUGGGUUUCUGCAGAAAGCUGCCACCAGCAGCCCCCCUGCAGCCUCUUCCAGUACUGCAACAUCUCCUGCCUCCAGUCAGGAGAAGGCCCCCCUGUGGUCCAUGACAAAGAGAAUUGACCAGAAGAAAACUGAUGACUUCUACGUCCAGGAAUUGUCCAAACAGAUCACUCCGGUCAAAUAUGUACCCGUCACACCAAUGAGGAAGGCAGCCCAGAAAGCAAUGUUGACCUUUAGGAAGAAAAGCGACACAAGUGAGGGUGAAGAGAGCCCCGCAUCAAAAGCUGCUACAGGAAGCCAAAAGGCCAAGAAAACUUCCACUCCUAAGAGGAGUCCUGUGAAGUCCACACCAACCCCCACCCUGACACAAGGAGAUACGGCCAGAGUAUUAAUGGAGCUGGCUGAAGAGGGAUGCUCCACACAAGAGGUACAGGAUGUCUUUACUGAAGGACAGCCACUGUCGCCUCAGCCUAGUGGCUUCCUACCAGACAGGACUCAGCUCUCCCCCCAGCAGAUGCCCAGCGCUGUCCUGAACACAGCGCUGACCAAGCUGUCUGCAGACUUCCAGCUGAUGGUGAACAGCCCCAAACUCAGCGACUUGAACCUGCUGUGCAAGAACGGGGAAGUGCUGCAUGUGCACAAAUUUGUCCUGGUCGCACGAUGCCCUGUCUUGGCAAAGAUGCUAGAGAGUUCCGAAAAGGGUAAUAAAGAUUUGGCAGCACUGGACUUCUCUGAUCACCACAAGGAUGCAGUACUAACUACUCUACAGUACAUGUAUGGGGGAAAAGUCUCUAUAAAUGAUACAGUUUUGGCUACAAAUGUGAUGAGGGUGGCUCAAAAGUUGGAGCUGAAGGAACUUGAGGACACCUGCCGGGCCUUUCUAAAACCCACGUUUUCACCUGCUGACUCAUCUCCAGAAUUCCAAGAGAAGGAGCUACCUGAACUGUUGGACACCAUGCUAGGCUCACCCAGCAGGAGUCCUAACCCAUCCCAAGGCAGCCAAAGCUUGGACAGUCAAGGAUUUAAUGACUCCGAGUUAGAGGACAUGGCCUUGAGUCAGAAGCAAAGGUUUCAGACGGCAAAGACGCUGCCGUCAAAAAACGUUAAUAAGGAGUCUGCAGUGACAAAGAAACCUACCCAGAUGGUGCCACCUGCAGGAAGAGGCCUUGGACAGGCUCCUGAGAGACAAGAAAGUGGCCUCCUAGUUUCACCCAUGACUAUCGGAAAGAUGGUAGAAGCUACAAUCGAGAAGAACCUAAAGCAGCAUACCAGAAUUGAUCCUCAUGCAAACCUGGCGCCAAAUGCAGCUCAACAGCCACUGAUUGCAAGCCCAGGGCAGACGACUGGUGUUGGCAUUCGGAUUCCCGUGGAGCACAGCUACUCAACCAGUCCUAACAAGGUCACACACCGGGGACGCCGAGGGCCAAAGACAACCGUUACACCGAUGGUAGAAGGGUUUCCAUCAUCCGUAAGUCCAGUGAAGCAGCCAGCAUUGUUAGCACCUUCAAAGUCAGGCAUAGCAACACCUUCAUCACAUGAUGCAGCAAGGAAUGUGACUGCUUCAACACAUGCUGUGAGAUCAACAGCAACUCUGUCGCCUUCACAACUUGGUGGGGCAUCGACUGUUACCCAAGCUGGCCCCGCUCAAACUACCAUGACUCCCGGUCCACUGCCUAGGCCGGGAGUCAGGGAGCAGUCUCUCAUCAUCCAGUCCCGAGAGCUGUCCAGCAAGGUGGGCUGCCCGGAGUGUGAGAAGUCGGAGGUGCGAGUGUCUGCAGACGAGGCACAGAUGUUGAUCCAGGGUGGCCCGGCUGCACACGCCAUGCGACAGUUGAUCCUGGCGAGACAGGGGCCCUGUCCACACGGGAAGUUCCCGUCGUGGUGUCCCCCACUUCCCCCAACAUGGACUCCCCCACAGGGACAAGAAGCUGUCCAGGGACGACCCACAGGUCACCUGUUGGCUGGUCUUCGGUCCCGAACACCCCCCAGUAGUCCCGUGCGGCAGACCGCAUCAGCGACGGCAGUUACAACAAGCGCUACUAGACACUCAUCCACAAAUCCAGCUCAAGCUGGAGGUCCACAUGGUCCAAGACUGCAGAACUUUGAUCCCAGUAGUCCACCUUUUGGACUAGGUUUGGGCGGUUUAGCAGUGCCUUCUAUGCAAAGCAGACCGGGAGGGAUGCAACCUGAUGUAAGACCACCUGGGAGUAGAAUGCCCAUACCACCACCCCUGCCAGGGUUUGGGCCGCUAGCAGUAGGUGGUAGACUGCCCCCAGCGUCAACUCUGCUCUCCAGGACCAACAUUCUUGCUCAGAUGAGACAGCCUUCCCAAUCCUCCCAGGAAAGAUAUGGACCACAGGGCAUUGUGCAGCAGCAGUAUCAUCCACCAAGGACAUUUCCAAGUCAGAGAGAUGCCUCCAUGUCUCAGAGUCCACAGAGCAGUGGAAAAGAACCAGAUUCCUCGGCAUUAUCCCAGUUGAGAAGCCCCUCGAGACUGCUCUUACAUGCAGCACAGACCAUGAUACCUGGUAACCAGUAUCUCAGCGGGCAGUUUCUGUCUCCACCUGCCAUGCAGAGGCCGUCGCUACCUGACGGCACACCGCGGCUCUCUGUUGUCGCAGAGACAAGCCCACCUACGUCAACUGGGGUGGCCAUUGUCCGAAUCCCUGCUCCAUUGGAAAAAGGCCAAGACAGAAGUGAGCGACAUAGUUGGUCAAGUUUGGUAAGGAGGGAGGGAGGUACGAAUGAGUCGAGCAUUCUCAAGGUCUUGUUGCAAAAAGGGGUGGCCGCGGCCAUUCCACAGCUGUACAAGGAUCAGGAAGUCCCGCCCCAGAUUCAGAAGCAGGUUUUGAGAGAAACACGGUUGAAAGGAAAGAAGAAAAUAAUCAAGCAGUAUGAUGCGCAGACAUGUGGUGAAAUGGUGGUGGGUAGUAGUGGUGAAGUGCAUGAGCGGAUGUUAGUGAUUAGUAGAAAAGGUGAACAUGUGGUGGAUAGAAGGAGUGGUGCAGGUCUGCAUGAUAGUCAUUCUGGUGCACAGAAAGAGGUGGUGGUUGGUGAGGAACAACAAAGAGAAGUGCAUGACAGAAGCAAUGAUAAACAGGAUGACCUGGCAGGGGAAGAGAGUGGUACUGAAUCUCUGUCAUGUCCAACUGCCGAUGAGUUAAGAGACAGCAUGCUAUGUAAAAUAUUACACCCUGAAAAGUCCAGUCCGGUACCGAAAAGAAAGGGGAAAGCAGCGCAUGAUGGAGGUGAAGUGAAGAAGGUGCAAGGUAAAGAUUUGCAUGCUGAGAAACUAACACGUGCGAGAGUACUAACAAAAGAAUGCAGUCCAAUGGUUGGUGAGGCAAGGUGUCAUCAGAAGGAAGGUAAUAAUAGUGUGGCUGCUGUGUGUGUCGGUGAAUCGAGUGUGAAAAAUGUUGCGAGGCAACGUUUUGCUUCAAAAGUAGAAGAGGACACAGACUGUGAUGAACUUCGUUCCACUUUUACAGGUCCGUAUAGAAAGCAAAGAAGAGGAAAAGCUGCAGCAGCUGCUACAACAUUCCCUUCUAGCAGCUCACCACUGAGUAGUGAGGCAUCUCCAAGGGGAACAGUAGAAAUAGUGGCAAACUCUAGAAGAGAACGGUCAGCAGCAGGAAGACAAGAACCUGAUAUAGGCAAAGUUCCUAGUGUUUUUGACAACAACCAAAGAGUACCAGCAGAAAACCGAGUUAGCAACACCAGAGACCAGGGAAACUACAGAGUAACCAGGAGAGCAUCACAAAGAAAGAAGCAGGCCACUCCUAGUGAUGCUAUGAUGCAAUCAUCUGUACAGACUAGAACCAGGGGUGGCAGGCAAAAAGAUGUAGAGGCGUCACAUUCACCUACGAAACGUCUUCGCAUGCAGCGGGCACCCGAAGGGAAGAGGCAUGCUUGUACUCAGUCACCAAAGAAGUUUUGGACUGACUACCUGAAGGCUCAGUUGGCUAGUGGUCAGGCCCCACCAGGGCCAGUAGGAGAGUCGAUGAUGCAGACACCAGGCUUGAGUGCAGUAAAACCUGUAAGAAGAGGCAUCUCCUCACCAGAACUGGCUCUGACGUCUCCAGGAGUGGUCGGGUCAGCGGCCCACCAACCCAAGUUCUCAACCCCUGUUGGGAGCCACACGCAAACAGGGGGCUCACCUCGACUCAGCCUCGACCAGGAGCUGAAGGAAGCAGAGACAGAAACUGCAUCCCAUGGAACUGGUCCAGAACCAGGUGGUCCAAUAGUGGAAAAUAACAAGGAGAUGUCAUUGGACUCUACAGACUCUCAGCAAGCUAAUGGUGCCAGUAAGAGAGACCAGCAGAAAGAGGCAUCAGUUACAGAUAGCCCUGAUGCACCAAGCAAGCUGCAGGAAGCCUGUUCAAACCCUAAUGACUCCUUCACUAGUACAGAUUCUGAGGGAAGCAAUGCUACUAGGCCAGGCCGGCUGUUUGAGACAAAAGGACAGGAAGGUCCGGCUGUGAUUGUACAGACUCAGUCCGAACUCCUUUCUCCCACCAUAGAUUUUCACGAGGAGACCAUUGUUCCAAGGUCAGUAUCACCCACACCACCUCAGUCACCACUAACUACUGUUAGAUCCCGAGUCUCCUCUCCAACCUCCCCUACAGUUGGCCCAACCCCUGAGCAGGGCCAGGGUAGUGUAUCAACAGGAGGAACUGAUCUAAAAGCAAAAGACACUCCUUCAGCAGCUGUCGAAGUCAUCGAGGUUUCUGAUGAUGAUGACGUACAGGAAGGUGAAGAUCUUCAAGAUGAUGCUAAGAGGAAAAGAUCCACACCAGACUCCGUAUCAGAAGCAAAAAGACCAAAGACUGAUGGUCAUGACUCAUCAACAGUCGGUGACGAUGCAGAAGAUGAUGUUGAAUGUGUUGCAGACAACUCGGUUGGUGCUGGUGGCUUGGAGGACGUGGAGAGGAUUGACCUCACCCAGGAACGUGGUGAUGAGACUGCUUCUGAGUCCCAGCAGGGUGGUUGUGGGACAGAACACGGAUGUGGGACUCCUGAACCUGACCAGUCACCCUCUCCCAACGGUCAGAGUGAUCCAGUGGAGGAACAACAGUCCCAGAACAACUCCCAGCCCUCUGUGGUGAAUGACAGUUUCAUGGAUUUCUUUGAUGACGGGGGCUACAUGGAAGUUCCCUUUGGUGGGGAGGUGGAGUGUGCUGCUGAAUCAUCUGAUGACAGAAUCAACCCGGACGGUGGCACCAGGAAAGCUGGAUUUAAAGAUGGCCAAAAUGUUGAUGACUCGAGUCUUAGGUUAGAUGCCUCCUCAACAAGUGACAAACACACCACACCACCAGUGCCUUCAUGCCCAAGAAAUGCUUCUGAUGUCAUUGAAGAAUUCCCAGACACUCAGCAAGAACCUAUCCAUGUUGAAGAAGAUGCUCAUAUUGAGCAGGAUGUUGCAGAAGUUGUUGAGGAGUCAACGAAUUCAGCAGGAGAGGAUGUGGUGAAUGAUAGCAUGUAUGACUUGGAGGCCUAUCAGGAAGACUAUUAUUGGGAUGCAUGCAAUGAGCCCCAGCAGGAGGAACCAACAGCUGUGCAGGGUGAUGUUGGAAGUGUGCUUGGGAACAGUGAUACUGGAACAGGUCCUGUCAAGUCCACACCACUGAACACACAUCGCAAGAGCAAGGCCCCCUUGGUUCCCAUUACUCCCAUGCCUGAUUAUCCCAGCAUGGAAACACCAGAACUUAAGAAACAAGUCAAGAAAUUUGGAGUAAGGGCUCUAAAGAAGCCUCAAAUGGUGGCAAAACUGACGGAAAUCUACCACUAUACACAUCAAGAACUCCCAUUGGUUGAUUCUGGAGGCUCCCCGUUUGUUUUCUGUUUGGCUUCGGCCGUCUCCCGUUUCUUUCUCUCCCUGUAG